AUGAGGGCGCUGACUCUGGUGGUGUCUCUGAACCUGCUGCUGGGGCCGUGGUUGAUCUGGGCGCAAGGUGAAGACGACGGAAAGGUGACGUGCGGCAGCGUGGUUAAGGUGCAGCACCAAGCGACACGCUUCAGGCUGCACUCACACGACAUUCCUUAUGGGAGCGGAAGCGGACAGCAGUCAGUCACCGGUUUCGGGGGAGGUGACGACAACAACUGCUAUUGGAUCGUCCAUGGAACCGAGGGUGAACCCUGCAGUCAAGGAGAGCCAAUACCAAAGGGCAGGACAAUUCGUCUUCAGCAUGCACGUACACGAAGGUGGCUGCACAGUCACUUCCACAGAUCGCCAUUGUCACGCAAUCAAGAGAUAAGUGCCUUUGGUGGAGAUGGAGACAGCGAUGGUGGAGAUGAGUGGAUGAUAGAAUGGGACGACAGGAAAAAGUUCUGGAUGAGGGAUAUGAAGGUUUAUUUUAAACAUGUGGAAACUGGGGCAUACCUGCUAACACAUGACCGGAAGUACUCCAAUCCAAUCCCAGGACAGCAGGAAGUGUGUGGCAUACAGAAUAAAAAGGACAAGAACACGAUAUGGUUUGCAGGGGAGGGUGUGUACUUUCCGAAUUCACAAUCUUCUGUGCACGAUGAACUGUAA
This is a messenger RNA of Ostreobium quekettii, 648 nucleotides long. NCBI's taxonomy places the organism in Eukaryota, Viridiplantae, Chlorophyta, Ulvophyceae, Bryopsidales, Ostreobiaceae. The record is from the annotation of a GenBank genome assembly.